AUGGGUAGAAUUUGUCAUAGCCCUCCACCCCCUCGUGGGCGAGACAGCAGCCCGUUCCUGCCCGGCGCCGAAGGGGAAAAGGGUAUUCCGAGUCCGUGGUCGUGGUGCAUGUUGAGUAGAGCUGACUCCUUCUUCUUGGAAUGGCGUCAGCAGCAUUUGGUUGUGGUGUUAACACUUCUGACUGUCAACCUGCAAACUCUUUCCUCGACUCUCUUUGAGACUGAAACCAAGCCCCGGUUCCGGCCAAGCUGGGGACUUGUGUCCGGGGGCAAGUCGAGAACGGCGUUGGUCGGAAAAGGCAGCAGUUGUCUGUUGAAGAGGCCUGUCGCUUCGUUCGUCGAAGAGUGGAUGAGCCUAAAAUUGCCCACGAAAAUGGUCACAAGUGGAGCCGAAGACAAGCCAGAAAGUGGAAAUGAGAUAAAAUCUCGUUUUCCCGUUCAUGUUAGCGACUUUGGCCAAGUGGCAAAGUAUGGAUGGGCAAUGCAUAAUUGA
This is a messenger RNA of Protopolystoma xenopodis, 492 nucleotides long. The record is from the annotation of a GenBank genome assembly. Lineage: Eukaryota; Metazoa; Platyhelminthes; Monogenea; Polystomatidea; Polystomatidae.